CUUCUUAAUUUAAGCAAGAGUAAACUUGUACAUUUUGCACAUUUGCUGUAGUGAAAAGCACAUACAGGAGAGGCGGCACUUGUCAGAUUGGUUUUAUGGUUUUUGUUUAUAGGUUUAGCUCUGUAUAAAGGAAUCAGCAUCAGAUUUUAAUUCUCUCCCUCCAGAUAAGGUCUCACAAUUCACAAACACCUUCACGGGCUGAAGGAUCUCCAGUGGAUAUGAACAUCUCUCUCUAAUUUUGGACCUCAAAUUCAGAGAUCUGGAUAAUUUCAUGGUUGGUCGUUCUUAGAUUUUGAUAUCGAUUGCAACCUGAAGUCCAAAGAGUUGCAGAAUUGUGUGCAAGUUGGGGAAAUUUGAUGCUGAAAAUGGAGGGACUAGAGAUUUCCAAUGAUGAGUCUUAUGUGAAACUCUUGAGGGAAGAUGAUGAGGAAGACUUUCGAAGUUGUUGUGAAGAUGACGAUGAUGAGCAAGUUUGGAAAGACAACGAAGUAUUGGCAAAGGAAGAGCAGCUGGAUAAUCUAGAUGAAUUUUCGGUCAAGAUGUAUUUCAAGGGCAUUUCAAUUGCCAAGGCUGAAGAUUCCUGCUCUGGGUUCUCCGGGAUUGGGGUGGUUAUUGAAAGGUCAGCGGACUUUCCUACUAUUCAGGUGCAAAAGGAGCUUCAAUUCUAUGUUGAGGAAUCUGUGGCGGACUAUUUAGCUUUGAUGGAUGGACUGGCAGAGGCCGUGCGGAGCAAAAUCCGUUGUGUGUAUGCUUUCACUGAUUCUGAGUUGUUAUAUGAUCAGAUUGCCCAUGAGAAAAAAUUAGAGAUUCCGAUUCUGGUAGCACUCAGGCAAAGGAUUUUGGAACAUGCAAAUAACCUGGAUGUUUUUGUGCUAAAGCUUGUUCCCAGUGCUAAGCUCGAGAUACCAUUGCAAUUAGCAAAAGUAGCAGUUGGGCUUGUCUCCUCUCCUUCCAAGGGAAAUAAAGUACUGGAAAACUGUUCCAUUUGCUGUGAAGACAAACCAUCAUCAAUGAUGAUUACGAUGAAGUGUUCCCACGAAUUCUGUUCUCAUUGUAUGAGGACCUAUGUUGAUGGAAAAGUACAAUCAUCUCAAGUACCUGUUAGAUGCCCUCAGUUGGGAUGCAAAUAUUACAUAUCGACUGGUGAAUGCAGAUUGUUUCUUCCUCACGUUUCUUAUGAAUAUUUUGAGAAGGCCCUUGAAGAAGCAGAUGUUCUUCACUCGGAUAAAAUGUACUGUCCAUUUCCAAGUUGCUCUGUGCUCUUUGAUCCCAAUGAAUGUUUGUCUGCCAGGGCGAGCUCAUCAAGUCAGUCGGAUAACAGCUGUGUUGAGUGCCCCGUUUGUCAGAGGUUUAUCUGUGUGGAAUGUGGGGUUCCUUGGCAUUCUUCAAUGAGUUGUGAAGAGUACCAGUGCCUCCCAUUGGAGGAGAGAGAUGCUGCAGACAUUACUUUGCAUCGCCUGGCACAAAAUCAGAGGUGGAGGCGUUGCCAACAGUGCCGUAGGAUGAUCGAGCUCGCUCAAGGUUGCUACCACAUGACCUGCUUGUGUAGGCAUGAGUUCUGUUAUUCAUGCGGUGCUGAAUACAGGAAUGGCCAACAGACUUGUCAGUGUGCCUUUUGGGAUGAUAACAAUUCCGAGGACUUGGUUUCUCACUCAGUUCAAGAAUCAGAACAAUGGGCAUGGGAGGCUUUCAAUUCACUCCCUAUGAUCAUGGAUGGAUACUCAGACCAAGAGAAGUCACAACUGGCACUUAUCCAGAGAUUCCUCUCUGGGGGUUUCAGUCUGAGUGACCAUAAUCCGUGCCAGUCUCCACCUCGUUGUACAGACUCAUACGUGGAUACCAUGAAGGAUCUUCAUCAGCUCCCAUGGCUCGAGAGGUUCGUUUCUGUUAUAAGUGACAAUUACUACGAAGACUUCAUCCAGUGAAGCAAAUAUACGAGUAUGCAGAACUUGGGUAACUAGUUAUUUGGCUUUCCUUUCCAGCAGCUGCAUGUGACGGAGGUAGAAGUGUUUCUCACACUCACCACUUCGUUAUCAUUUACUUGGGAAUGUGCAAACUUGCACUUCUAUUCCAUGUACUCUUAAUUACUGCACACUACAUAUAUGCCCUGAACUCAGGUCAUAUGACUGAGAGAAGUGAAAUACAUUCUUCUUAAGAGAGAAGGGUUGAAUAGAUAGAAAAAGCAAUUGAUUAUGAAGUCAAUUAAAGGAGAUUAAGGGAAACAAAUCUUGUCAUUUUAUUUAUGCUUUGUUUGUACUUGCUCUUACGA
Molecule: messenger RNA, 2269 nt
Organism: Tripterygium wilfordii
Lineage: Eukaryota; Viridiplantae; Streptophyta; Magnoliopsida; Celastrales; Celastraceae
Product: probable E3 ubiquitin-protein ligase ARI11
Exons: 4
Coding region: 357-1925 (522 amino acids)
Biological process (GO): positive regulation of proteasomal ubiquitin-dependent protein catabolic process; ubiquitin-dependent protein catabolic process; protein polyubiquitination
Cellular component (GO): cytoplasm; ubiquitin ligase complex
Molecular function (GO): zinc ion binding; ubiquitin protein ligase activity; ubiquitin conjugating enzyme binding
Source: RefSeq, a predicted model, not a curated record